Messenger RNA from Baudoinia panamericana UAMH 10762, 1477 nucleotides. RefSeq lists its product as uncharacterized. The transcript has a single exon. Gene Ontology annotation, biological process: base-excision repair; nucleotide-excision repair; base-excision repair, AP site formation. Gene Ontology annotation, cellular component: nucleus. The coding region runs from base 51 to 1364 and encodes 437 amino acids. The record is from RefSeq and is a predicted model, not a curated record. NCBI's taxonomy places the organism in Eukaryota, Fungi, Ascomycota, Dothideomycetes, Mycosphaerellales, Teratosphaeriaceae. Gene Ontology annotation, molecular function: DNA-(apurinic or apyrimidinic site) endonuclease activity; DNA binding; oxidized pyrimidine nucleobase lesion DNA N-glycosylase activity.
GCGCUUUCGCUUCGCGAGAAGAUAGCUGCUAACUUGAAAAGGCUCGUCGAAUGCGGACAUCAAAGGUGUCGCGUGAGACGCAGCGUGUUACGUCCGCAUUGACCUCAAUCAAGCGUGCCGGCAGUGGUACAGGACAUGCUCGUAAACGAGUUGAGGUGGGCGAUGGACUUACUGGUGAUGGAACGAACACUACUCGAUCAAACGAUUGGUCAAUAUCUGGCCUAAAGGACCGCUUGUCGGAAACGCAAGCAUCGUCUACAGUCUUACCUUCAACUACACUCGGGAAGCGGAAACGGGAGGGCACUUCAACCUUAGCGACAGCGAACAUUCAGACGGACGUCACCAAUGCAACAGCACCCCGCAGGUCACCUCGCAAAGCAGCGCAAUCCGCGGACCAUUAUGCUCACACCGACACAACUGGUAAAGCCCGUCGUCAGCCCGCUAAGCGCGUUAAAGGCCCCAAGGGCGAGAUCGCCGUCGAACCGCCGCCAAACUGGGAGCGUGUCUACGAUGUUACGGCAGCAAUGCGGAAGCGAGUGCUCGCUCCAGUCGACACGAUGGGUUGCGAAUCCCUAGCAGAGGACCACAAGCCGCCCCGUGACCGACGUCUGCAAACGUUGGUGUCGCUCAUGCUGAGUAGCCAAACAAAGGACACUGUUACCGCCGUCGCCAUGCGGAACCUUCAGCAGAACCUACCCGGUGGCUUCUGCCUCGAAAGUCUCCUGAAAGUUGAGCCCGAGCAGCUUAACGAGCUCAUCGGAAAGGUUGGCUUUCACAAUAACAAGACCACCUUUAUCAAGAAAGUGGCCGUCAUUCUCCGGGACCAGUACGACGGGGACAUCCCUGAUACGAUCGAGGGUCUGGUGUCACUUCCUGGUGUCGGACCGAAGAUGGCUUAUCUCUGCAUGUCAGCAGCCUGGGGUCGGGAUGAAGGCAUUGGUGUUGACGUCCAUGUUCAUCGGAUCACUAAUCUGUGGGGCUGGCACAAGACCAGCACGCCAGAACAAACGAGGGCUGAGCUCGAGGCCUGGUUGCCGAGAGAUAAAUGGCACGAUAUCAAUCAUUUACUCGUUGGCUUCGGACAGACGAUCUGUGUGCCUGUAGGACGGCGAUGUGGAGAGUGCGACCUUGCCAAGGAGGGUUUAUGCCCGAGUGCAGUGGCAAGCAACCCAGUCAAGCGAAAGGCGAGAACGAAGAUCGAAGUCAACGUCGAUGAAAGUGAGGCAAAUGUCGUAAAAGUAGAGAAGGUCAAGGUGGAGCAAGAUGAGAUUGCCGUUAAGGUGGAGGCUGUCGUCGGAGAUGGAUCUACGCUGGAAGACGUGCGUACAUUUACCGAGGAUGCCGAGCGGCCAGGUACAAAUUGAAGGCUUGAUAGUGACUAGCUUGUCUUGACACCUUUCCUCAAAGACAUCCGCAUCCGUAGCUUUGUGAUACAGUUCACGAUGGAGUCGUAUCCGGCUCGAGUUGCCGUUUUGAC